This is a messenger RNA of Helicoverpa zea (corn earworm), 8472 nucleotides long. It is a transcript of the gene RalGPS, whose product is annotated as ras-specific guanine nucleotide-releasing factor RalGPS2. The coding region runs from base 124 to 1854 and encodes 576 amino acids. Gene Ontology annotation, molecular function: guanyl-nucleotide exchange factor activity. Gene Ontology annotation, biological process: positive regulation of GTPase activity; Ras protein signal transduction. The record is from RefSeq and is a predicted model, not a curated record. Gene Ontology annotation, cellular component: plasma membrane. Lineage: Eukaryota; Metazoa; Arthropoda; Insecta; Lepidoptera; Noctuidae. The transcript has 12 exons.
AUAAAUUGUGGUGAAGUCUUUCUUCAUUUUAAUCAAGUGCAAAUUAUUUAAUUUCUACGUAGCUUAUUUUAUAUGUUAUUCACCCUUUAAUGCAAUGUAGGUAUAUGCUGUAGUAAGGCCAACAUGCCCCGAGAUAUUUUAAGUGAUAGUUUAGCAGUCUUGAGGAUAGUUGAGCAUGAAGAUGAAGAGAACUGGCCGCUUGAGAACAAGCCAUCCUGCAAACAAAGUAAUAAGAAAUCAUCUAACAUUCCUCUAAACAGCCAGACAAGCUUAACUAAGGAUGACUGUGCAUGUUACUACAACUAUGGUCAUGGCGAAAACGGGAAUGGCAGACAACACGACCCAGUUUACCAGUACAAGACCAGUAGCCUCCCACCAGCGUCUUCUAUCAACCAAUCCUGGGACGAGAUAGUGUGUUCAGCUCUCCGAAUAACUCCUGAAGAUAUAGCAAACCAGCUGACUUUGCUUGACUUGCCUUGCUUCAAAUCUAUAAGGCCAGAGGAAUUGACUACCUGUGGAUGGAAUAAGCUGAAUAAGUUGACGGUGGCUCCUAAUGUGGUGGCGUUUACCAAAAGAUUUAAUAGGGUCAGUUUUUGGACAGUACAAGAAAUAUUAAAUGGCCAGUCACCAAAAGCAAGAGCAGAAAUUUUGGCACAUUUUAUCAAAGUUGGGAAGAAAUUGCACGAAUUGAAUAAUUUGCACUCUCUUUUUGCUGUUAUUUCGGCGUUGCACAGCGCCAGUAUUUAUAGGUUGACAAAAACAUGGGCGUGCUUGUCCAAAAAGGAUAAACAGCAGUUCGACAAACUUGCGGAACUCUUUGGUGAGAAGGACAACUGGACGGCCCUCAGAGAAUAUUUGAGAUGCAUCGCUUUGCCUUGUAUACCUUAUCUUGGUAUAUUUCUGACGGAUCUUGUAUACAUAGACAUAGCUCAUCCCCCGGAUUCGCCUCACCGGGUCGCCAAAAUGGCCGUCGUAUUGAAAGCCCUGGAAAAGUACCAGACAUCAGAGUAUGAAAUCCCGCCCCUACCUUCUGUGGCUAAUUACUUGAACAGCGUGCGUUAUAUUGAAGAGCUGCAGAAAUUUCUGGAAGAUGACCAGUAUAAGCUAUCUCUAAAACUUGAGCCUCCAUCUCCGGUGGGCAGUUGCGCUGGCUCCAAAGAGUCGGUCAAAGAAGUGAUAGUUCCUGGAGGCUCGAGUACGGCCAACACAUCGCCUUCACACAAGAUCGGCUCCGGGUCCCUUCGUCUCCAAGGAUCCUGUCACCAGGGAAAGUUCAUACCAACACAUCGGAAGUGCCGGUCCCUCGGCUCCAACAUAUUUGGAAAAAGUCAUACGGACGAUAAAAUGGAAAAUAAGACGCCUGCAGGAUCUGUAAAUUUGCUAGACGACACCUUGCUUGAAUCUCCCAGUUCCGUCUCAGGCGGAAAGAUGUCUCAGUCACUGCCGCACAGCGAUAUAAAGGCGGAUAUUAUUCAAUGCGACUUCCAAGGCUUCGUGAGAAGAAAGACGAUUUUGAAAGACGGGAGGAAGAUAUCUUUAUCAUCAUGGCAGAGGUACUGGUUACAGCUGUCGGGAAACAUCCUCAUUUUUUACGCUUCCAAAUCAUUUAAAGGGACAAGUCGCAGUGAUUUCCGCGAAGAGAAAUGCAAGGUGCUGUGUUUAGUCGGAUGGUUCGCGAAGCUAGCGGACGGGGACAGUGCCGAUGCCUUCCAACUGGUCAACCAUCACACUGGCACACUGUACAAGUUUAAGGCCGCCUCAGAAACAGCAGCGAAGAUGUGGGUGAGAGUAAUAGAAGAUCUGACAACUAAAAUGGUAAAACCAUUGCCGGCCAAUCUCAUGUCUUUCGAAUAAGCAGUGUAACCACCAAGUUUUGGUCAAUGUACUCACCAUCACUUUAUUCAAGUAUCGUAUUAUAUUACUACGUAAGUAACGCCUUUUUUGAACAAAAUAUACUUUAAGCUUAUAAUUAUGUGUGCGUAAUUAAGAGUUAUCGUUAAUAAUUUUUGUACUCAUCCGAAUAUGACACCAUUAUUGUACUUGAUAGGAUUGUUGCUUGUCAGUCGUUCUAAGAGUUCCGUAUGUCCAACAUAUGUCCGUCCGGAUAGUGCUCACAGUAUCUGACGUGUGAUCUUAUUGUGACUGAUUGAUUAGUCCCAGCCUGAAAGCCGAAGUGGGAGGCAAUAGGCCGCAAUUAGCGUGAAAGCCGACCUCUUGUGUUCAGUCCAUGUGAUGCUCGUGAACACCAACUACGAAAACUAAGUACCGAUCGGAGCAUUGCAAUUGCUCCGAACAUUUACCGAUUAAAGAACGGAACUUUACAGAGACGUGGUGUAAACGCUUUUCGCGGUACUUAUUUAUACCGAUUCUGUGUGAAAAGAUUAUUAUACAAAGCUUCCAAUAUUUACUAUGCAAGUGCGUAGUUCAUUUGUUCUGCCUUAGAGACGUUAUCGUACAAACCUAGUGUUGCUUUUUUGUAUAAACAUUUAUAUUUUAGGCGUACAGAAUAUUGUAAAAAUAGUUAAAGUUUUAUUUGGCAGCCAAAUUGAUUUAAAUUUUUUGGUUCCAAUCAGAAUAUGCAAAUAUUACGUAUUUACAAUUUUAACAAAUAUGGAACACGUUUAAUAAAUAAACAUAUCAUAGAUUAUGAUACACUAUUUUUUUUAUAUAACUUACACCAUUUGUUUGUUUGGUACAUUUGGUUUAUUAACGAACAAAAAAUAUUGCUGUUUUAGGUAGCUAGAUGGCUUUUCGUUCAUUUUGUAAAAAUAUGAAAAUUAUUUUAUUAAGACUGUCCUACGAUACUAACACCAUUUUUUUAAAUAUAUAAGUUUUAAUCCGUACAUAAAAUACUCUAGAAGCGAUAAGUUAUUUUACGAAGAAGUUUUUAUAAAACAUGGAAGAUUAGUGUGAUAUUGCUUGAGGCUUUUUACUUGCCAAUGAGCAUCCCUUUACCAAAUUAUUUUAUAUUCUUGCCAGUGCACUCCGCGCUAUUUGGCAUGACAGUAUGCCUACCAGCUCAGUUGUGUCGAAAACUAGAGGAAUUCGGUUAAAUAGUAACAAAAAUAAAUACCGUCUUACCACAAAAACUUUUUAACGUCAGUUUAAGCCUUGUCUAAAAAAAUGUCAAAUUAUGACGUUGACAUACGGUUCAUUUUGCAGCCAAAAUUUUUUUAGACAAGUGUAAAACAGGGGUUAAAGUUUUUGUAGUAAGGCCAAUAGUGUUUUCGAAAGAUACGUCACGCAAAUGUAGCGGAUAUGUACUUCCGUUUCUAACGUCUUCUAGAAAAUCUUGCGACAAAAUUAUAGUGGUCUUUAUUACAGCGGUAAUCUAGACAGGUAAUAAAAAAAAAGAAAUCGCAAUGACAACAAAAAAUCGCAAAAUUAUCAAAGAAUAAAAGGUAAAAAGCGAUCUUUAUAUCGAAUGUGUAAACGUUGUUUGCAGUUGUAUGUCCGUUUAAUUUCUCUCCUUUGGUGCUGUUCAUGCCGUUCUUUGCACUCUUAUUCAGUGCCGAUACAAGCGCUCAAUUAUACAUUUUCGUACACACGUCGUCCAAUUAGUCGAAAUAAUUCUGAAAAGGGUGCUCUGAAAUUCAGAAACUUUAUAACGAGCAUGUACCCUAGGAAAAUGCAUACAAAAGAAUAUCUGUCGUGAACAUUUUCCUUGCGUUCUGAAAUAUGAAGAGCAUGACAUUGUUACAACUUCGUAAUUCGCGUUCUCAGUUUUCAGUGAGUAAAUACAGCUUUGCAAGCUUUUAGCGUCUCAAACAUUUUCAAUAUUAAGAUCUCGCUUUUGUCACUGAAGAAUCAAAUAUGCUCACUAAUUCGUGUUGCUCAAAUAUAAUUAUCGCAUCGGCCGCGUCGCUCUAACUCCAAUAUAAAGAGAUUUCCAACCGGAGUUGGUCGGACUACAGGUAGUCCACUGUGAAAUUAUCAUGCACGAUAAUAUUAUUGAAUAUUGCUAACGUCAUAUAAACGCGUUCUUACUAAAAUAAUUUUAGCUUGGUGCUAUAAAGUAGAGAUUAGUUUGUAACGAACUAUAGCCGAAUAUAGACGAUGUUGUUUAAGUACAUUUGAUGAAUAAUAUCACUAAUAUUAUUACAUAAAUAUUCUAAUAUGAAUGUGCAUAUUUUAUUGACAUGUUAAAAAUACGCUUUCAGUGUAUAGAAUUCACUUAUGCACAUAGUUACGUACAAUGUUAAUAUAAAUAAACAAUAGCGAACAAAUUAAAUAUUUUAUUACGACAUAUAACCGAAUAAAUAGAACGUAAUAUAGUUAUAUAAAUAUUGUGCCAUUUUUAUCGAAUACUAACUAUUUCCCGCGGUUCACACGCGUCGAGAUCACUUCGCGCACUCGAAUAAAAUGUAACACAACCUAUCAAUCGAUAAAAUUGUUUUAAAAUGUUAGCGGCGCGAAGGGAAAUAGGGAUUCUGUUUUAUAUAAAUACGACAAAACUUAUAGAUCUGUUGAAACACAACUUCAUCGUACUUAGUUUGCCACACAUUUACGGAAAUCUGAGUUUAUAUGACCUAUUCCGGUCUAUAAAACUUGAGAGUUCAUAUCGAAAUUAUAUUCUAACUUUUAUAUUGCACUUUAUGUUUGCCUUAUUUACACGGAAGGAGGUUUCAUAUGUUGUUAGGUAUAUCAUUAUUGUAUAAUAUCUUGUAUUGCUUCAUUCAUUAUCUUCUAAGUCAUAGGUUUUGUGAUUAGAGUGGCUUUUUAAGAGUGGUCACAAGAGUGCUGUAGGUUCGUAAAUUAUGUGAAUAGUGGCGAAUUUGUAUUGCUAAAAUAUCACUGUUGAUAUAAGUCACUCGGUAAGAAAUUGACCUAAUUUUUAAUACCAGAUUGUUAGGAUAACGCAAGGGAGUCGAAGGAUAUAUCUAGGAUCGGAAAAUUCGGAAAAAUUGAAAUGUAGAAAGAUAGUCAAUGUUUGUUAUUGAGCGUUAUGGGUCCCGUUUAUUUCUUCUUUAAGCUUACGAUCUUUAAAAGCUUGUUACAGUCAUAGAAAAGCGAUACAAAUUAGCGAUUUAUUUCUGGUAUAUUCACCAAUACUUAUUUUUCCAUAGUUGAACGGUUUUGUAUCAAACAAUGCGAUUGGCUAAAAUGCUAAAAAUUGGAUUUGUAUGUGAUAUUCGCGGUAUAUCGUUGAGCUGUAUUCGCGUAUAGCUUGUAUACGGUUUCGCUUUUAUAUACUAAAAUUUGGACAAUACACAUAAAACCAUACUCGUAUGAAACAAAGUUUUAGUAAUGAAACUGGGGCCCAAGUUCACUGACAAUAUAAACGUCCGUUUUUCUUAAAACGAUUGAAACAUAUUUAAAACAGUUUUCUAUGAUCCAAUUAUUUUAAUUUUACUUUGCUAGGCUGUAAAAUACAAAAGUUGCUCGCGAAAUUGCAACACCCAAGAAAAAUCCAUCAUGGCGGUAAGGUGUAGGUAUACUAUACGUGCAGUUCGUCGUAAGCUGUCAUCAUGGUGAUUGAUUAAUGACGUUUGAAAUAUUUAUUUGCCUUAAUUAAUUGUCAAAUCGAUGGUUUACUAUAUUAUUUUUUUCACAAGCGAGUAUCUAAAUUAUCGAGACGCCAUACUGAAAGUCAAUAAAACUAAUCGAUAAAUAACAAGAAAAGUACGCAUUUUAGCAAUUUAUCGUUAUUUUUCCCGAAUUCCUCAGAUUUUUCGGGGUACUGUACAUAUAGUGGACCGGAUUUGAAUCAUCUUUGAAAAUUGAACGUGAAAAUUCAUAGUAAGCAAUGGUUUUAAGAAAACGGACGUUUAUGUUGUCGGUGAACUUGGGCCUUAAUAAACGAGCGCUGUUAAAAUUAAAUGUUUAUUUCGACAGUUUAUUUUUAUAUUGUUUCGACAAUAUUCUUAACUAGACUUGUUAAAGAAUUUCGUUUUAAAUCGUUUAAGAAUAUUAUUAUUGUGAUACAUGAUUUAGAAGAAGUUUCUUACAAUUAUUUCUAUCAAAAUUCUUCAUUAUCCUGGCAAAUAUACAGUUCCUAUUUGAUUGUUCUAAAUCGUGAAUUAUUCGAAGUACAGUCAUGAAUAUUGUUUUAUUUUCACUAUUCUUAUUUUAUCAUCAUCUGUAAAAUAAUAUUUUUUUACGCUUUACGAUUUAGGACUCUGGCCUACCGAAACCUAGUCAUGAACAUUAGCAUCUGAAAUAACUAUAUACGAAUAACUACUAACAACAAAAUCCUAAAUAUAUUAUUAUAUUACACACGCUUUAGUUUGUUUAGAUAACUCAGUAACACUUCGACAUAAUUUUUUUCUCACAAUAGCCUUAUUAUUUGAGUCGUGUUUUCAUAAAAUUCAAAAGCAAUAAAUAAGCAAUAAUACUAAAUAUAGUAUUGGUGAUAAGCAUUAGUGUAAAAUAAAAUAAGUAAAUAAAAUAGAAUUCUAGGUUUCCAUUGAUCUGCUCCUGAUGUGGACGUAACCAAUUUCAUUUUCAAUACACACACACACUCACUCACAAGCACACUCACACACAUGCCAGUUACCCGAUCACAAAGCAUAGCUUCUGAGUAUCACCCGACCCAUUAAUUGAGCGUACAUUUCUAAAAUCAUUUGUACAUUUGUAAAUUACUGUUCAAUUCAUCGGCCAAUAAAUAGUUCAAUUAAGCAGAUCAAAGCCUAGUCAAUAAAUAUCAAUGAUAGCCUGAUGCAGCAGUUGUAAAUCCUACACCUAUAAAAUUAUGAACACACGAAUCAAAUAAAUAAAUUCAGUCGAAUCGCGAACGUAUUUUAUGUAACCGUUUCGAAAUGGUCGAUGAUUAGCAUCGAUUUAGUUUGCGCUUAAAAUGUAAACAUUUUUAGCGUUCCACUUGUGUACCAUUACAAUUAAAUAAGGUUUUUAGUCCACAGUAAUAUUACUUUGUAGUCUGAAAAAAUAUCUCAUUAAUAUUAGUAGUGGAGUCAUGCAAAAGAAAAAGUCAGCAUAGAGAUGUGAACAAAUGAUACUCCAUAUUUUUUUAGGCGAGGAAAAUGGUGACAGUUAAAUACACUUUUCAAUUAAAUUAGUUAAAAGUUUCAAAAUAUAUAAAUAGAACUUUGUCUAUAAUUUUGUGGCGCUAAAAAAUCUUAGGCCUCUCCAACUGCAUGCCACUGAGAUCUAUGAUCUGAGGCUAUGUCGAUGACCUUGGUUCUCUGACGGAUUACCUCAUUUCUGAUGCGAUCCCUCAGAGAAACGCCGAGCAUAGAUCUUUCCACAGCCCGCUGAGCGACUUUAAACUUGGAGAGGCCUAUGUCCAGCAGUGGACUGCGAUAGGCUGAUGAUGAAUGAUAAUGAAAAAAAUCUUAGCCUUAAAUUACAAGUUUUAUUUUAAAAGACGUUUCGCGUCGCGCGAAAUGUCCCUGACUGAAACACAACUCCAUGUUUUUACCUAAAGUCACAUAAUAACCGCUCCUAAUAAUUGUACAUUUCCAUAGAGAUCAUAGAAUCACUUACGUCAAACUUAGUUCCAAAGAGGAUUUAAAACAUCGCGAAGUUUGUUGAUUGUUUGUGUAAGUAGUUCGCUCUGGUUCCAUCAUCUGUAAGUAGGUCACCGUCUCCCUCUCUAUGUACCGCACUGGCGCCUGCAUCACAUAUAUAUGCCGUUGCAACGUGCACUGACUCGGAACAAGGUGCAUCCUACCUAUAAACUCGUUACCAAUCAAUUUCACUAUACUCCAUAAUAAAAUACAUAAAUGGGUCGUAUUAAAAAAAAAAACUGUAAGUAACAUAUAUGAAACAGAUAGGAAACUAUAUUAUUUUAACAGAAAGUAACAAAGAUGAAUUAUUAGGGCCAGUGUAUAACGACAUUAUGCUGAAACAAAUACAUAUUCUGUUUUUCAGAGCAAUAGCCAGUAGUUAUUCUUUAAUAAAGAAUAACUCUGUGGGACGCUUCAAUAUAUCUACUUACAUUUUUUUUAAUAUGACCCAAAUGUAAAGUUAUAUAUUCGUUUUAAAUUCCAUACAUUCGCGCUCAGCAAAGCAAGAAUCGACCGUUGACUAUCCUUCGAAUAUUAACGCAAGCAACAUAUUUUUCGUUUUUUUUUCAUUAUAUUACCAAAGCUACGUAAAUCUAUCUUUUUUAUAUUGUAGUUUAAGUAUACUUAGUUAUAGUGAGGCUAUGAUAUUUGACUGAUACUGAAAAUGUUAUACCAUUUUUCUCUGUCAUACUGUAUUUUAUAAUGUAAUAAUUAUGAAGACGGUAGAGGAGGUAAACAUGUAUCUACCUACCUUCUUUAUAAUUAAAGCGUGAUUGUUUUAUGUGCUGAUGUUAUCUGAUUAUAUGUUGCUUAAGUUGCACUAUAUUCAUUAUUUUAAAAUAUUCAUUAUUGUUAUCCUAUAAUUAUACUACAAUCUCUUAUACUACUAUUGAUUUUUCAACUCGAGGAUCGAAUAUCAUUGUAUUUAAGCUUUGUACGACAUUAUUCUUAAGUGUAUUUAAUAGCACCUGUGUGCUCUUGUGUUCAAUAAAAAAAUCCAACUUAA